Molecule: messenger RNA, 855 nt
Organism: Prunus dulcis (almond)
Lineage: Eukaryota; Viridiplantae; Streptophyta; Magnoliopsida; Rosales; Rosaceae
Exons: 3
Coding region: 1-855 (284 amino acids)
Source: RefSeq, a predicted model, not a curated record
AUGAUCAACCUUUUGGGCUUGAGCAACUUGGAAUCCAUGGUGCCAAUUUGGAUUCGAAAACCGUACAAUUCUCAAAUUGUUGCUGAAUUGAGUCCUGUCCAGGGACUGUACGAGCGUGGUAUAUUCAGCACAUUUUUUGCUGGGAAUGAGGUUCCAGGCCAAUUCAUCCAUAAAACUAAAUGGUCCUCAUUAUCUUUUACUGUUCCUUCACUUGAUAAUCACAGAAUUGGAGGCUUGAAGGUCUUUAGUGUCUAUACAAAACGUGCCAAUGAUUCUCCUUGGGCUUUACCCGGGCCAAUGAUUACUAGAGUCACAAAUAAGAGUAAGGAUAUCAAGUUAAUCUAUGCCCCAUCACACUGCGGCAUUCCAGCUGAAGGAGAAGACAUGAUAUGGUUAAGCCAUUGGAAGUUGGAGGAGGAGGUUCACGUAGAUGUCGGCGAUAAACUGGUUGUUUCUGUAAUUAUGGAACCUUGGCUUCUGGUAAAGGAGUUUGGCAUCCAGCUUGUGCAACCGCUGCAAAGUACCCAACACCAAACCAUUGGUCAUUAUCUGCCAGGAGUGCCAGGAGUAUACUUGCUCUCACGCACAAAUGCAUCCAUACAAGAUCCGAUUUGGUUCAGUAAGAUCCUUGGGGACUCUGAUGAAGAAGAUAGGACAGACAAAGAAGACGAGAAACAGGAUGAGCAAACAAUUGCAGCAGCCAUGACAGCCGGCAAUAUUAACUCCAGAGGCCUCCUCCGUGGCUGGAAAGUGCUCAUCACCGCCGCUUGCUUCUUUCUCAUACUUCUCAUAUCAGUCGCUCUUCUUUACUCUCUCACAGAAAGAAGGGACAGUCUAAAAGCUGUGGAUGGAUGA